This is a messenger RNA of Saprolegnia parasitica CBS 223.65, 1287 nucleotides long. Its product is annotated as TKL protein kinase. Bases 1 to 1287 code for a protein of 428 amino acids. The transcript is spliced from 4 exons. Gene Ontology annotation, molecular function: ATP binding; protein kinase activity. The record is from RefSeq and is a predicted model, not a curated record. Gene Ontology annotation, biological process: protein phosphorylation. Lineage: Eukaryota; Oomycota; Saprolegniomycetes; Saprolegniales; Saprolegniaceae.
AUGCAAGUCGCAACUUUGUCGUCUGUGUACUUCCUGGUACGUUGCGCGAUCUCUCAAUACGCGACAGAGAUUUCUCACACCAAGGUAGAUCCCAAGCCCCAUACCACAGCCCCCACUACUGCGGUUCCUACGACUUUGCCACCUUCCGAAGCGUCAAGUGCGACUUGGUACUGUCGGGCAACGUCUCAUUACUGGAUCGUAGACACGGGCGAAAUUGUCGGUGUCUCGGCGGCGGCAGUCGUGCUCGUCCUUGUGGUCGGCGUGUGGUGUCUCUGGAAGCGGCGCAAGCCAGCACCGCCUACCCUCGACCCCUUGUACUAUCGGUAUUCCACGCGAGGGACGCAGGACGACACGGCAACUGUAAACCACACGGGCUUACCAACCGACUCGAUUCCGUCAGAUGACAAGUCGCGGCAUUACGCCAACGUCGAACUCGAGAGCCUCCGUAUGCUUCGCCUCGAACCCAGUGACCUCCAAGUCAUUGGCAAAUCGCCCAUGGCUACCGGCGCGCAUGGCGAAGUCUGGCUCGGGACGUACGCGGGCCAGCCAGUUGCGAUCAAGCGCACCAAAGACAAGUCGGCGAAAGCGAUUGCCAAAAUGUCGACCGAGAUCCUCCUCAUGUCCCGUAUCAACAGCCCGUACACCGUGUCGCUGAUUGGUGCGAGCUGGCUGCGCCCGAUCGACCUUGAGUGCGUCGUCGAGUACAUGGACCGCGGCGAUCUGCGUUCGUUCUUGUCGUCGACGUCGCCAACUGCGUUUACGUGGACGCAAAAACAAGAGAGCAUCGCGCACGUCGUCCAAGGUCUUGUGUACCUCCACACGUUUGAAACACCGAUCAUCCACCGCGAUCUCAAGUCCCGGAAUGUCCUCCUCGACUCCAAGAAGGGUACGAAGCUCACGGACUUUGGCGAGUCGCGCGAGUUGGACGAAGACACGCUUACGAACGGCAUUGGCACGUACCAGUGGAUGGCGCCCGAGAUCUUUACGGGCCACGACUACUCGACAGCGGCGGAUGUCUACUCGUUCGGGGUGCUGCUUUCGGAGUACUCGACACACCGCGUACCGUACGCCGACAUGAUCAACCCGCGCACCAAGAAGCCAAUGAACCAGCAGUUUAUCAUGGCGCAAGUGAUUUCGGGCACGAUUACUCCAACGUUCGACACGGACAACACGCCGGCGUGGGUCCUGGAUUUGGCGCAGCAGUGUCUUGCGUUCAACGCGGAGGACCGUCCAAGCAUGCUGCAGAUCGUCAACAUCGUUCUCAAGGCGACAACAGCGCAACCAUAA